Messenger RNA from Chenopodium quinoa (quinoa), 3226 nucleotides. RefSeq names its product nuclear pore complex protein NUP88-like. Gene Ontology annotation, molecular function: protein binding; structural constituent of nuclear pore. The record is from RefSeq and is a predicted model, not a curated record. Lineage: Eukaryota; Viridiplantae; Streptophyta; Magnoliopsida; Caryophyllales; Amaranthaceae. Gene Ontology annotation, biological process: protein import into nucleus; mRNA export from nucleus; ribosomal small subunit export from nucleus. Gene Ontology annotation, cellular component: nuclear pore. The transcript has 9 exons. The coding region runs from base 121 to 2592 and encodes 823 amino acids.
CUCAAACAAGACACUCUCGUCUCUUUCACUAUUCUAAAAUCUGCAAAUAUUCUCCCUCCAUUUUUUUUUCUCUCUCAUAUAACCCCCCAAAUUAAAUCAAAAUCUGAAUUUCUAGAAAAAAUGAGGUUCAAUUUCGACAUUGCAGAAUCAAGCAAUGAGAAGAAUCAGCAGAAAUCGAAAACCCUAGCUCUCUCUUCAUCUCCUUCUUCUUCAACUCCCACUGAUAAGCAGCUUCAAUGGCUUCCACUUCAGGAUCAUCCCGUCUUCUCCUCCUUCGCCGCCUUCGGCGGCGGCGUAAGUUCGCCGGAGAAUCGGUUUGCGAUGAAUCUAAUGGCUUGGGAUGGAUCUUCUAGAAUCUACUACUGGGAUUCCGAGAAGGAUUGUCUUCAUCGUUUGUCUGUUCGUUUGGGUGAACCUGAACCUACUUCUGUUGCUGCUGCUUCUCCUUCUAAGGUGCUGCAAACAGAUAUUGAACUUGACUAUCAUGUUACCAAAAUCUCAAUUAAUAGAAAUGGGUCAGCAUUGCUUCUUGCUGGUUCAGAUUGCAUAUGUGUCAUGUAUCUUUAUGGAUGUACUUCCGCAAAGGAUGGUUCGAGUAUUUGCAGGACUGUCCCUGUUGGUUCUGAAGUUUAUGAUAAAUGUAAUAGUGCUAUCCGCAUAUUGCAAGUGGUAUGGCAUCCUUAUAGUGAUACACAUAUUGCAGUUCUUUCUUCUGAUUCAGUUUUCAGAAUAUUUGAUUUGUCAUCUGCCCUUGAUCAGCCAGAGCAGGAGUACUAUUUGCAGCCUUUAGAGCCAGGUAGAUCCCGGCAUGCAUCAUCAAUUUGCCCUGUUGAUUUCUCCUUUGGGCGUGAUCACUUAUGGGACAGAUUUAGUGUUUUUGUUUUGUUUAGUGAUGGCUCUGUUUACAUUCUCUGCCCAGUGGCCCCAUUUGGAAGUGUAUUCAUGUGGGAAUCAAUAGUAGAAAUUUACAGUGAUGCCCAAACUUUUGGUCAGAAAUCUACCAACUCAUCAGCUAUUAGCAAUUCAAGUCUGGCUAUAUCUUGGUUAGAAGCAACAUUUCCUGAACUAGACCAAGGAAAGGGAGCAGCUAGUAACAUCACAGCUGUGAAAGCUUGUCCUUAUGUGGUGAUAGAUGCGUCACUUUCAUUGCAGGGCCCUCUUCGUAAAGUUUGUCAUGGUGAGGAAGAUGAUCCUGGAUUUCGUGGAGCAGAAUGUGGUGGCCGUGCUGUGAGCUUUCUUUACAACUCUGUCGGCAAGGACUCGAUCUUAGUGACUGCAUGGAGUGGUGGACAGUUACAAAUUGAUGCUCUUGCUGAUGAAAUUCAACCCCUUUGGCAAACUGGGAAUCCGCCUCAUCUCUCAUUUGAUUCCCAUGAUCGUAUACGUGGGUUUGCAAUGAUAUGUGAAUCAAUUGCAGAUCAGUUUUCUGUUGUAAGGCUUGACCAGCCACUUGAUUAUUGUGAUUGGUCUGGUCAUCCACCUCCUCUUUUAAGAUUGGCUAUUGUAGAUUUGGCCCUGCCUAAAAUCAAGGAUAGCGACUCUCUAAUUUCUAUGUUUAUUGAUCCUCUUAUCUCUGAGAGAAUAUACUGCCUUCAUGAUGGAGGUGUAGAUUCUAUAGUGUUGCACUUUCUACCAUUUACGCAUCAGACCUGUGGGAAGGAUGAAAUGAUGAAAACUCCAUCUGUACAUCCAGUUGUAAAUACAUAUGAGGGUUCAACAGGCACUUCCUCUUCUCUUUGUGGUUUUGUGGUUCUAUCUGAUUCAUUUGGCUACUCGUGGAUUGCUGGAGUCACUUCUACUCGAGAAUGUAUUGUGCUAGAGAUGAAAACAUGGGAUAUAUUGCUUCCUAAGUUUACAGACACAGAGAAGAGACCUGCCAAGUCAGAAGAAGCAAGAGAAAGGAUUACUCCAGACAUUAUAAGUAGAGAACUCCUUGCUGGCCCUCAGAUGGUUAUUGUUCCACAAGGAUCUAAUUUGCGAACAGUUGCUGCUGAUUCUAUAGAAGGACGUUCAGCCCUGCAUCAGUAUUUCAAGCUUUUCCAUGAAAACUACGUGGAAUAUGCGCAUAAGGUGUAUUUUGAACUCAAGCAUCAUGGGCCUCAUCUGAAUAAAAUAAUUCAUAACCUGCAUGCACGAUUAAGUGAAGCUAAGCAGAGGCUUGUGAAUGUUGAGAGUAAACAGCCAGAACUGGAUGAAAGGAUCAGUCGUGCAAUUGAGCGCCAUGAAUUUCUGGAAACCCGCUUGCAAAACUUGAGAAAGUUCCCUGGAAUUCAUAAGAAGCCAUUGACCAGAGCUGAGCGUGAGUUCAAGUCAGAACUAGACAGCUUUACAACUGUUGAGCUGGAUGCUUUGCAGUCCUCUGUUGAAGCAUUGAAUGGGAGGUUGAGAAGGUACACCCAAACUCUCAAGGGGAAGAUGAAGCCCAACUUCCAGAGGAUCCCCUCCAAAAAGAAGGGCUUGGUACAAGAGUCCCAGCUAGACCAAUUAAAGUCCUCACUCGAGAAACUCUCUCUAGUAAACAGCGAGAAUUCAAAGAAAGUAAAACUGGUAGAAUCUGCAUUGAAGGAUUGGGAAGAUGAAACUUCUAAAUGAGGUUAUGGUACCUGGUGAUGAUUAACGAUAUGGAUGUGGCUAUUGGUGUUUUGUGAAUUAAUUCAUGUAGAGAAGCUGUCACAAGCUCCUUGCUUAGCAGUUUGAUUGAACAGCUUUCAGAUGUUUUGUCCAGCAGAUGCCAAUGGAAAGAUGUUUCUGCUACCCUGAAAUGCCAGCGUGCCACUCGUCACUUGGUGGUUGAUUGAACAGCUUUCAGAUGUUUGGUCUUGCGGAUGCCAAUGGAAAGAUGCUUGUGCAACGUUUAAAUUCCUUGUAAUUGGUGGUGCAGUUGAGGCAUAGAGGAACUAUGUUGUUCCUAUGAUAUAGAUUUUAACAAGUGCUAACGUAGUAACAUGGAUGGGAAAGUUUCGGCUGUUCUGCUUUGUUGUAAAUUGGGUAUUUAGGGUUCCAUGGAGGAAUCGAUGUCAUAUGAUACUAGUAUUUAACUAGUAGAAAAAGUAGGAACUUAUAGCUGUAACAUUUUCGGUCUUGAGCAUCCUAGUUACAUUUUUUUUGACAUCUGCUCAUGUAGAAGUAUCAUUUUUCUGGUAAAAUAUUCAGGAAUCCUUGUAUCAAUUUAAUUCUGAUGAUGAAAAGAAAAGUAUUCAGAUUUUCUUACUAUAGAAACAUCAAU